Molecule: messenger RNA, 1870 nt
Organism: Chaetomium fimeti
Lineage: Eukaryota; Fungi; Ascomycota; Sordariomycetes; Sordariales; Chaetomiaceae
Exons: 4
Coding region: 215-1705 (496 amino acids)
Biological process (GO): peptidyl-lysine monomethylation
Molecular function (GO): protein binding; protein-lysine N-methyltransferase activity
Source: RefSeq, a predicted model, not a curated record
GCAACGAGGCCUCGAAUCUCAACAAUGAACUCGAAGAGCCAAGUCCUAGAAUAAUUUCACUCUCUCGAAAGCCACUGCGUUUCGUGUAUGUUAUUGGCCUUGCAAGAUGUAAUCUUCGCAAGUUUGCGGGCUGGACUGUUUGUUUUGUUAUCCUACCUGCAGCAUUAGUACUGUGAGCCUCUGGUAUCCCAAUUAUACAACUACCUAGAUCCCUAUGCAUCGGCCAACGCUACCAAUUCAAAGCCUCCCGGCUUGGGGACGCCUCAACGGCGUCUCAUUUCACAACAUCAACGUCAUCAAUACCGAGGGCAAGGGAUAUGGCGUCGUUAGUAACGAAGACCUAAAAGUUACGGAUGAGACAACCGAUGCCUUGCACUUGCUCACCGUGCCACACGACCUUGUGUUGAAUGCCGCGGCUGUGGAGGAAUACGCGAAAGAGGACAAGAACUUCAGACAGCUCCUCGAUGUCAUCGGCCAUCGUUCUACACGUGCCGACGUGUUGCUGUUCCUCCUCGUCCAAGUUGUACUCGCUUCCCGACCUAGCCACACCGAUGUGGGGUUAUCAAACCCUUGGACCGAGUACCUCCAGUUUCUACCAGAGACGGUCCUAGUGCCUACAUUAUGGACUGAGGAUGAGAGGCUUCUGCUUCGAGGCACAUCUCUCGAAGCAGCUGUCGACGCCAAGAUAUCAGCCCUCGACGCCGAGUUUGAGCAAGUUAGGGAGAAGUCGUCCGACAUUAUCGCUUGGAACGACCUCCUCUGGGCAGAGGGUGUCCCGGUCUCGUUUACCGACUGGAUCCGCCUCGACGCACUGUACCGCUCCCGAUGCUUGGAGCUGCCGAGAUCCGGCGAGUCCAUGGUCCCCUGCAUCGACAUGAUCAACCACUCGGCGACUCCUUCUGCCUACUACGACGAGAACCCCAAGGACGAGGUGAUCCUUGCCCUGCGCCCAGGAGUCAGCAUCUCGAAAGACGAUGAAAUCACCAUCAGUUACGGCGACAGCAAGUCCGCCGCAGAAAUGCUCUUCAGCUACGGUUUCAUCGACCCCGUGUCGUCAGCCGACAGCCUGGUGUUGCUCCUACACCCAUUCCCCGACGACCCGCUCGCCAAAGCGAAGCUUGUCGCCUUCGGGGGGCCGCCCAAAAUCCACGUGGCGCGGCGGGUGGGAGAGGAAGGAGGAGGCGGCAGCAGCAGCACCACCAACACCAACAAGAACGGCCCCGUCGGGUGGACGAGCCCGUUCGCGUACCUGAUGUGCGUCAACGAGGAGGACGGGCUGGAGUUCCGCGUGCUGCAGCAGACCGACGGCGCCCAGCAGCUGCGCGUGUUCUGGCGGGAGGAGGACGUCACGGAUCGGACGGGCGACUUCGAGACGCUAGUCCGGAACCACCCGCUUGCUGCCGUGCUGAGGCUGCGGGUCGUCACAGUCGUUCAGGGGGCUCUGCAGGCGCAACUGGAGCGGUUGAGCGCGGUCCCCGAUCCGGGUGAUGCUCCCCUGCAGCAGAGGGAGGAUUGUGUCAAGACCGCCGCGGUCCUGCGCGAGAUCGAGAUGAAUAUUCUCGAAGGCGCGAUCGAAGGCCUCGAGGACGAGAAAACCACGCUGCUGGCUGACGAAAACGUGGUGGCUUAUCUCGGACUGACGGAAGCUGCCGAAUCGGGCCUGGCGGGCGACGAGGCGUCCAAUGAGCCCGACGACUUCAGUUGAUGGUUGCCAGCAGGUGAGACAAGUCUGCGCUGCUUCGAUUUCGCCUCCCGAACAUCGUCAUACCGCUCUGGGGCGAGGUGGGUUCAUGCCAAUGGCGCACCGUGAGGAAAUGGAUGGAAAACGGAAUUUGUAACUUCGUAUUCAGGAGUCGGUGUGGUUUCAAGG